CACCCGAAUAUCGGGUAAAGAGAAGGUAUCCUGACCACUAACUAAGUGCGAAUGGUUGCCUUUGUCAGUUUCCUGAAACACGUGGACUCGCGCUUCUUAUUCAGCGGAUGCUUUUUGUCCAAACCAAAGUGACUCAGGGUGUUAGAUAAAUUUAAAAUUAUGUAGCCAUUGGUACAGGAGGAUAUCAUUACUGUAUCAGUGCCCGGUAAAUACCGCGAUCGGGGGGGUAGCCCGCUACAGCACAAGUCAAACACGAAGUGGAAACCUUCGGACUGAAAGGAAAGAGGUUUGGACGACAGGAACACCAGGAGGACAAUACCCGCAACCUGAAAAAGAUGGAGAGGAGCUACACAAGCGGAGGAGGAGGAUCGAGCUGCGGCUCGCGAAGAAAAGAAGCCCGUUAGGUUACUAGAGACACGGAUCAAGUCCGUCGGAGAAGAGCGCUGAUGCUGUUAGUGUCACUUUGCUCUAACUAAGUGUUCAGGACUGAUUUCACGCUGCUUCCCACUCUUGGACACGCUUACCUGCAACAUGUUACCGACUUGAAUGGACCUAACCCGGUGGGAUGUACACGGGCGAAAAUAGACGGUCACACCCUGGGGCGCCGCGUCUCAACAAACGCAAAUCUUCCAGCUUUUGUGCUGCUGCUGCUGCUGCUGCUGUGUGAUCGGUGACACCCAUUCGAAGAACUGCCUGGGGAUUGUGUGCUUUUCUUCUCGGUUCCUUUGUUUACAUGCUUAAUAUUUUCUGCCGUGGCGUGGCAGAAAUAACCUAGAAACAACUUUUGACGGGUGCUCUUUCUUUCUUUGUGUCCCAUGCGUGUGUUACACUGUACUCCGCAGCCGUCAUGCUCCUCUGCUCUCACACUGAACUCUCGUCAUCCAACCGGUUGAAAUGAGGCAAUUCGUGUGAUUUUUUUUUUUCUUUUUUUUUUGCACAUCAGUGACCAUGUGAAAUUUUCUUCUCCGUGGUGUUUUUAAAGCUCUUGCAAUCGGACUCUCCUGUGUCACUUGGGAGUCAGUAACCAGUUAAGCUAAACGAGACUGAUUUCAUGUUUUAUUCACUUAAGUUUUAUCUAGUUGCAUCUUGCAAACCUGUGUUUAAUGCUGUGUUUCUGCUCGCGCGCAAUAAUCAUGAUGAUAUUCGAAAUAAUUAAGGUGUCAUCGGAAGCGCUUUUGUUUUUGGACGCUUUGUAGGGGGGAAAAAAUGAAUCCGUGCAGAAAUAAAUGUUAACAGUUUUUCGUAUACAGUGUAAUAUUGUGCUGCAGAUCAAUGCUGCAGCCGCACACUGUUGCGAGCUAAAAUGCACGUUUGUUUACUUUAAAUGAGCUUCAGCUAAGUUCAUCUGUAUGACCGGGUGGCGGAUCAGGUGCGCUUGUCACUUCUGUACAUCUGUUCACCAUCAUGGGAACCAGACACACGAAGGGGUCCGUUCCAGAGCCCGGCCCGAGUCCACAGCACGGCGCGUGGAAGCGGACCCCCAGCAAGGAGCGCGGCGACAUCUUCGCUUCUCUCGUGCUGAAGUCGGGGGACCGCUUCGGCCGCCAUGCCCCACCACCGCCCUACCAGCGCCGCGUGGUCAUGAUCCAGCAAAUGAUGGCCAUGGCCAAAGAGGGGAAGCAGGACGAGGCGACCGAGCUGCUGAAAACACUCCGACAGGACUUAGGAAUGGAGUCAACGUCCCUGGAUGACGUUCUGUACCGCUAUGCAAGCUUCCGCAACCUAGUGGACCCCAUCACUCAUGACCUCAUCAUCAGUUUGGCCCGACAUGUCCAUUGCCCUAAAACAGAAGGGGAUGCCCUGAGCUCCAUGGAGAAAGUGUGUCGGCAGCUGACCUACCAUCUGAGCCCCCAUUCACAGUGGCGACGGCAGGGUCUUCUGAAGAGGAAGCCCCAGGCAUGCCUGAAAGCUGUGCUGUCCACCCCACCACUGGGUGGUACCGUGGACCUGUCCGGAAUACCAUUGUCUGCCCGGGACGUGGAGCGCCUACGUGCUCACCUCCAGCGUCACACCACCCGUGUUCAGAACUUGGAGAUGGGCUUCACUGAGCUCACGGAUGAGGCCCUUCUGCAACUGCUGCCCUGUCUGGCUGCACUGCCCCAUCUGGAGACGCUUGCACUCAACGGUAACCGGCUGACACGAGCUGUACUCCCAGAGCUUACAGACGCCCUGAGGGACCCAAGCCGUUUUCCCAGUGUCACCUGGAUUGACCUGGGCAACAACGUUGACAUUUUCUCAUUGCCACAGCCCUUCCUGGUGGGUCUACGCAAGCGCUGUCCCAAGCAGGGCAACCUGCCCACUAUUUUAGAAUUUGGAGAGAGCCAAGCCAGCGAGCUUGAGGGUGCUGGGACGGGAAGCUUGAAGGGCAUGGAGGCAGCUGGGUCGAUUAACUUGGUGGCACAGGACAAGGCGAAGGCAAAAAUACAGAUGAUUUCAGACAUGCAGGGAGGUGACAGUUCACUGGGGCAAAAGACAGGAGAGGGACAAGGAAAAGCAGAAGGGAAGGGGAAGGAGAAGAGACCUGCUCAGUUAAAAAUUUCUCGGCAAUCACAACAGCCUUCUGGGUCAAAUGAUCCAGAAGAAGAUGAAAUGGAAGAUUGGGUGAGAACUCAAAUUGAACAUUAUACCUGAAAGUCCCAGUUAAGUACUUUUUUCUCUACCCAUUACUCCACUCGACUUGCUCACAGUAAGCAGGAGAAGGUACAUUCAAGCCUAUAAGAGAUAUACCUGAGCUGUUAAAAAAAGAAAACCCUCCUUUUCAGUUGUGUGGUCUACUAUGACUGCUAAAGGUAUUUUUCAGUACUCGCAUAGUAAUCUAUACAUCAUAAGGACAUUCAAUUAUAUCCCAUGUAUUUUUGAAAAGCUGCUACAGUACAUGAAAUUGCUAUGGGACAUUAUUACUUUUGUGUGUACUGUUGUAUUCGAACUUUGGCACUUUGUGACACCUUUUUGCAUAAUGUAAGUGACACUUUUGCAAAGUGUUAGACCUUUUGGUAGGUUGUUCAGUUGAACGUAGGAACCCUGUGUGCCUGAGAAGCAACAACAUAAAAAGCAUAGGGAAAGGGGUGAAGUCUUGAUUUUAUCACAUACUGCUGUGUUUUAGCAGGCAAGCUAAAAAUAUUUUUUUUAAAUAUUGCAAAGCUGAAAGCUGUUGCCAGUGGUGACCCUUUGUCAGCACCUGAAGGGAGGACAAAGUUUAGAACCAAGACGCAGAAGUGGUGAGUAAUCUGAACUCUGUAACCAGGUGCUACCUGAUGUAGUAAUUUUUGUCCUGUGUGACUUCAGAAAGGCACAGUAAGCCAUAUAUUAACAAAUGUUAAAGGAUUAUGAAAUAUAAGUAAUGUUUUUCAACCCUUUGUUCAACUACGUAUGUAAAAGCAUGUUUUUGUUUUCACUUUCAUAUAUGUAAUUUUAUC
Messenger RNA from Scleropages formosus (Asian bonytongue), 3416 nucleotides. RefSeq names its product leucine-rich repeat-containing protein 75A-like. The transcript has 4 exons. The record is from RefSeq and is a predicted model, not a curated record. NCBI's taxonomy places the organism in Eukaryota, Metazoa, Chordata, Actinopteri, Osteoglossiformes, Osteoglossidae. Bases 1405 to 2631 code for a protein of 408 amino acids.